AUGUGCGGUAACCGGUACAUCCGUUUACCGUUACCACGUAAUUCACGUAGUCAUAAAUUAUUAUUACAAAAAAGUUUUUAUACUGAGGCCAUAGAACGAAUUGCAUUGAAUCGUACAAAAAAUAAUCCAUCACAACAAAGAGCAUUUGAAAGGAAAAUUUAUGACGAACAACAAAAACGAUUACACUUAGCAACUGACAUUGAAAAAAUAGAUCUAAUUCAUUUAUUAAUAAACAUUUUAUCAUAUGAAAAUUCUGAUAUUAGAUCAACAGCACUCAAAUAUAAAGCUAUCGAAGAUGAUUAUUUUCAAGCUAAAGCUAAAUAUGCAGCUACCACUGUUGGUGUAGAACAUAUCUGGCGUGAAUGUUGCCAUCUAUAUAUAGCAGAUUCCAAUCGAUACGCUUCGUAUCCGGGUUUGGCAGCUCAGUAUUUGAUGGACGGAUUUGCACUUGAGCUGUUGGAUGGUGAUGCUGGUAUGAUGUGCAGUAAAUGGAUUAGACAAGUUUUGAUACAGUUAAACGAAAAAUUGAAAUAUCUGACAAAGAAAAAGUCUAUUCGAAUAUUUGUUUUGAGCAUAAUUGGUGUUCAAAGUUCCGGUAAAUCAACCUUAUUAAACACAAUGUUAGGCGUACGAUUACGAGCAAGUACAGGUCAAUGCACUAAAGGAAUAAAUAUUCAGUUAUUGAAAUCAGAAGAAAGAGACGAAUAUGAUUAUGUUCUACUUCUGGAUACUGAAGGACUUCGAGCACCAGAGUGUAAAGAUGUAGAAUAUUCAGAGUGGAAAGAUAAUCGAAUGGCUACAUUUGCUGUUUUACCAGCCGAUGCUACAAUUAUUCUUGUAAACGGUGAACAAGAUGGAGCAUUAAAAGACGUAUUAUCAAUAGUAACGUUAGCAUAUGAACAAUCACAAUUAGCCGAAAAGUCUGGCGGACACCUAGCAUCAAUGAUGCUUUGCACCUUCUUCACUGAUCACGAAACAAAGUUGGAUCAAAUCCAGAAGAAGAAUGAUCAACAAUGUGACAAUAAAUCAAGCUCAAAUACGCACAUGUCUUUAUUUCGAGAUUUUCGUAUACAUGCUGAUAAAUCAAAUGAUGGCGAUAUUCAAUUUUUCGGUAACAUAAAAAAAGACAGUAUACCGCCAGGUGAUACUCCAAACACAGCAUAUAGCACGUCUGUUGUGGAGUUGAGAGAAUAUAUUCAUAAACGUGUUACGUCAUCUGAAAACGGCACAAUGAGAAAAUGGGAAGCACGAACAUUAUCUAAAUUUAUGGAGUUCCUAGAUUGUGUAUGGCAAUGUAUAUUAUCGGCUGAUUUUACAUUCACUUUUGCUUCAGCUAUAGAAAGAAAUGCACAUGAACAAUUAGACGAAAUGUUAUCUAAUGCAAGACACCAACUACGAUCAUUGUACAAUAAUGCAUAUAGUGAAAUUGAACGAAAAAUUGUGACCGAUGCGGAUGCGCAGACCCCAAAAUGUCCACUUACGUCAAUGACAAAUGAACAAUCUAAACGGAGAGAAAGUGAUGUACACAAUAAAAUUGAAAAAUAUUCAAUAGAACUGAAUACACUCGUUUAUGAACAAUUGAAAAAGAUCGAUCAAGGUGUAAUCGUUUCGUUAGAAAAUAAUAAAUGGCAAAAAUGGAGAAUAGAUCGAUUAGCAGAGUGGAAAUCAUUCAAAAACAUGCAAAUUGAUCAUUGGAAAAAUGUCGUUAUCGGUGAAAGAGUUCAUUCUCUCUAUCUUUUUGAUGUUAUUGUCAACACUUAUCAAAGACGCCUUCGUAAUACAAUAAAACAAAUGUUCAGAAAUCAAGAAACGAAUGGACAACAACUAUCUGAAGAAAAUCAAAGUGAAACAUUCGAUCAAUUGUUUCAAGGCAUUUUAGACGAAGCAGAAAGGCACCAUCCAUUAGCGCAAGUACAACAGUCGGUACUAUGGUGCUAUCAACAGGAUACUGCCGGCCGUCGCUGGAAUCUUCAAUUAGAUUAUAUAAAUUCAAAAUUUUUGACUGAUAUUAAAGUUAAUGCAAUUGAACACAUUAAAAGAUUCAUGAUAAAAUGUUUGGGAAAAUCUACACAAUUAGAAAAAGAAUCCGAAUUACUAUACUAUUUACUCCUAGAGACGACUAAACGAUUAACAGAUGCUAAAAUGAAUUAUGAUCCGACUCAAGAAAGAGCACAUAAAUUAGUUUAUAAUCUAUUAGUCAUUGAAUUGACAGAAAUUCAAGAUAAAUGGAAUGUAGCAAAUAAUAUACUUACUCGUUUAAAAUCUGAAAAAAAUACAUUGUGGAAAUUUUUUGUCAAUACAUCUAAAGGGGUGGCUGGUGCUAAAUUAUUG
Messenger RNA from Didymodactylos carnosus, 2331 nucleotides. The record is from the annotation of a GenBank genome assembly. NCBI's taxonomy places the organism in Eukaryota, Metazoa, Rotifera, Eurotatoria, Philodinida, Philodinidae.